Messenger RNA from Haliotis rubra (blacklip abalone), 2270 nucleotides. Its product is annotated as zinc finger and BTB domain-containing protein 24-like. Gene Ontology annotation, cellular component: nucleus. Gene Ontology annotation, biological process: regulation of gene expression. The record is from RefSeq and is a predicted model, not a curated record. NCBI's taxonomy places the organism in Eukaryota, Metazoa, Mollusca, Gastropoda, Lepetellida, Haliotidae. The transcript has 7 exons. Bases 105 to 2015 code for a protein of 636 amino acids.
UGACCUGAAGCGUCACCUCCGCACACACACACACAGGGGACACACCAUUCCAGUGCUCCCUCUGUGAUGCCAAGUUCAAGAUUAACUCUGACCUGAAGCGUCACAUGCGCACACACACAGGGGAGAAACCCUAUGGCUGUGAACUGUGUGACUACAGAUGUUCCAUCAGAGGGAACCUGAAAAGCCACAUCCGUAUAAACCAUUCCAAUGAGAAUGAGGUGAAGUGCAACUACUGUGACUUCCAGACAUCAUCACGGAAACUACUUCGGGAACAUAAGAAGAUUCAUGACACAACCCAUCCAGUAAAGUGUCCAACAUGUAAUUAUUGCUGUGCUAACAACAGUGCCCUCAAGGCUCAUAUGCGCAUCCACAGUGAUGAACGGCCAUUUAACUGUAACUUCUGUUCCUACUCAUCAAAGCAAAGUGGUAAUGUGAAAACCCAUGUACGUAAGAAACACCCAGAAAAGAUGCUGGGAGAUCGUAAACCAGGCAGAACAAUUAUGAAGAAGGGUGCUAGGGCUGUGGCUACGAAUACACCCAGUCCAACUAAAACACGAGAGGAGAGAGGAUAUGGGUCCAAUCUUAAACCAAAUUGUAAGAAAACAUUCAGUUGUAAUAUAUGCACAGCUGCGUUUGUGAGAGAGGACUCUCUGAGAAGCCACAUGAGACAACACUGCAAGGAGAUCGCACAGAACCUUGAGAGCACAGCCUUGGCUGUUCUUCAGCUCCAGAAUGCAGGCCCAAGUGACAGCCAGAUGUCAGACACAGUCGUGUCAACCAUCGCCAAUAUGGUCCAUCCUGGGGACCAAAUGGAGACUGAGAUGGAGGCGGUGAUGGUGGCAUCACCCAGCAGCAUCGUUUCCAGUGUCAAUGUCGUCCAGUCGCCAGUCGUCUCCCACACAAUCCAGACGUCUGCUCAGAUGGCUCAGCAGAGGAUGAACAUCAGGAGGAAGAGAUCCAGUAGUCGUGGUGGGCUUCAGGACAUUGCUGAAGCUGCUGCAACCCUCUCCCAGAUUCCCCACGGAUGUCCCUCCCCGGUCCGACCGACAUCACCCUAUCAGCAUCAGCAGCAGUACGUGACCACCUCCAGGGCACACACUGCCGCAAAUAUGGGAUUCCCCGAUGAAUCCCUGUCCCUUGGUCAGCUUCCUCCAACGUCAGAACAUCAGAAUAUGCAUCAUCAGCAAUUUAUACAAAGCUCUCAGAGCAUGCAAGUCCUGCAGAACCCCUACCCAGGACUGAAGCUGAUCAACAACAAGCCUUACCCAUCAAACGAUGGAGUCCCACAUUCCCUGCCUCACCACCACCAGGUGGUCCAACACAUGAACCCUCAUCAGCUUCCUCCUCGGGGCAUCGGGCAGCAGCCUGAGGCAGGGGCCAUUAACUUACAGGUUGUCCAACCACCUGACCCUUACCCGGUCAGCCUGGUCACACGUGACCUUCAACUUCAACAGCAGCAAAACCAACACCAGCAACAGCAGCAGCAACAACAGCAACAGCAGCAGCAGCAGCAACAACAACAUAUGCACCAGUCCCAACUGGCACAACAUACACAUCCUCAGCACCUACAACCUCAACAACACCCCCAGCAGCAACAGCAGCAUCAUGGAGCAGCAUCAGCAACGCAGCCUGCACAGAUACAAAUAAUCCUUCCAUCAAGUGGCUUCUCCUCCCCCCAUCAUGCCAACCAACAAGUGCCUCAGGUGUCGCUCCCAAGUCAGGUGUCACAGUCCGGUCGUCCACAGAUUGUCGUACAGUUCCAGGAACCGGCAGUGUCGGCGCCUGCGCCACAGCCAAAUGUCAUUACGCUGUCCUCGUCUGUCUGUCAGGCUCUCAUCUCACAGAUGCGAAUGCAAGAUUCAAUAGCAGGCCAGAACACAGGCUAUCAACCAGACAGUACGUCUGUGACGUCCCAGGAAGUUGUUGUUGCCGUUGAUGCACAAGGAGCAACGUCAUCCCAUGGAGAGAUGUCGCCUCUGCUUCAAUACCAGAGAUUGGAAGGGAACUCAGGCUGAAAAGAUGGAGUAUUUUCAUGAUUCUCCACAGCUUUCAGACCAUCACCUCCACUCCACAGAAUAUCAAAAGGCUGCCUGGAGGUAUCAAUACUGUCACUGAGCUAAAGGGCAUUGGAGCUAGUCUGUGAGGAUCUCUCUAAUUUGAGACCAAGAUGGCUGCAACAGCUGCAUCACUAGAAUGAAGCUUCAGUGGCUGAUGAAGACUCCGAUGUGUUCAGACUGUAAACUUUGAAUAAACUUGCCCUGUAUAAUUGA